AGCUGGGGAGGGCGCAGAAAAUACACCAGGAACUGAGCCCGACACACGUCCUAACUCUACAGGCGGGGAAACACGCAGGAAAACAGAAGGAGGGGAGGAGAAGUUGUGAAGGUCGGAUGAAGGGCGCAGGAAUGACCGCCAUGGCCAGUCGCUUCACGGACGGGAAGAUUUCUCAGGAGCUUCGCGACAUCACCGACGACACGUACAAGGACCUCCGCAGACCCAAACGCGUCCGAUUUUACAAGAACGGAGACCGUUACUUCCACGGGAGAAAGUUCCGCAUCACCCCACAUCGAUAUCUGACAUUUGGGGAGCUGCUACAGGAUCUCAACAAGGUUGUAAACCUGCCGUACGGAGUAAGGAGAAUCUACACGCCGAUCAGCGGGACCCAGAUCACGAGUGUGGAUGAGCUGAAGGACGGACAGUCGUACGUUUGCGCCUCGUUCGAGCGCUUCCAGAGGAUCAAGUACGGCUCCGAGGAAUACCGCGUCGACUGGAACGCAGGAUACGGCGCUAAAGCGAAAAACCCAAUCCAGGAUCCGAGCCACUGGUCGACCGGCAAGUACUCACUCCACAACGAUUACAACCCCCGCGCCACGUACCCCCCUAGCACCGGGGGGAGGAGUUCCUUCGGCCGGGCCCCCCAGUCCGGGUCGGGGACAUUCGGCCCCCCCAAACGUACAAACAGCCACACCGUCCAUUCCGACAACAGCCCGCUCAAACCCAAAGUCAUCACGGUUGUGAGAAACGGCGACCGCCCGAGAACUAAGAUCACGAUUCUGCUCAAUCGUCGGUCGGUCCAGACUUUCGAGCAGCUGAUCGCGGAUAUAUCCGAGGCGCUCGGUCAGCCUCGCUGGAAAAACAACCACGUCAAGAAGCUGUACAACCUGAAAGGGAGGGAGGUGAGGGGCAUCGGGGAUUUCUUUCGAGAGGAUGACAUGUUCAUCGCGACCGGAAGGGAACAGAUAACCACGAGCGACGUGCAGGACAUUCUGGAGGAAGUUUUCCCGGACAGUCCGUACGCUCAGAACCUGGUCAGAAGAAGCCAGGGGAAACAGAAGGCGCGCCGACAAAACAACCACGACUUCAGACACGACGGAAUGUUGGAGGUGGACAGGGAACGGAGGGAGCGAAUGAGCAGGGUGGAGAAGGAGAGAGAACUCGCCCGACAGAUGGAGAGAGAAAGGGAACGAGCGAAGGAGGAUGAACGAGAGAAAGCAAGAAGGUGGGAAGAGGAGAGAAGAAAGAAGGAAGAGAAGGCGUUAGGGGAAAAAGUGAAGAAAAGAGACAGAAAAAAGGGCAACCAGGAUGAUUUAGCGGAGUACCGAGUGUGGAUGGAACAGAAGGAGAGAGAGUGGCAGAGAGAGAUCGAGGAGAGAGAGAGAAUGUGGAGGGAAGAGGAGAGGCAGUGGAGGGAGAUGAUGGAGGAACGAGAGAGGAUGUGGCACGAUGAGGACGAGCAGCGGAGAAGAAGAUGGAGAGAAGAAGAUAUCGAACGAGAGAGAAGAAUCCGGGAGGAAGAGAUUGAGCGAGAGAGAAGGAAGUGGCAAGACGAGUUGGAGAGGGAACGACGGAGGAGGGUGGAGGAGGAACGACAGUUGGAGAUAAUGCGUGAUGAAGAAAGACUCCAGCAGGAGAAGGAGCGAGAGAGAGUGAGAAAGCAGUGGGAGGAGGAGGACAGAAGGAGAGAACGAGAGAGGCAGGAAGAGAGGAGAAGGUGGGCGGAUGAGGACCACAGACCGGCGGGCGGGCGGUGGAAACCGGAGAGACAACAGAACGGACACAACUGGUCGGACGACGAGGACUUAUCCCGGCUGCAUGAUGGUUUGGAGCGGGGGAGAAACUUCCAGAACGGUCCGCGGGCGAAGUCGUCGAAGGACCAGCAGGCUAAGAAAGCGAAGAGCCGAGCGUUUACGAUGGGAGACGACACGAAGGGCUACCGACCGAAGACCUGGCUGUCAAAACACAAGGUGGACCCGCGGAAGCAGGUGACAGAGAAGGAGAUGAAAGCUCGUUACGAAAUCGGGAAAACGAUCGGGGACGGGAACUUCGCGGUCGUGAAGGAGUCGAAACUGAAGAACACGGAUUCGGAGUACGCGCUGAAGAUCAUCGACAAGUCCAAGCUGCGAGGAAAGGAGGACAUGGUGGAGAAUGAGAUCGCGAUCAUGAAGCACUGCCAGCACGAGAACAUCGUGCAACUGUUCGAGGAGUACGAAUCUGAACACGACAUCUAUCUGGUAAUGGAGUACGUGAAGGGAGGUGAUCUGUUUGAUGCGAUCACAGAAAGCGUGAAGUUUACGGAAAGAGACGCGGCCUCCAUGGUGAAGGAUCUGGUCAGCGCUCUGGCGUUUCUGCACAGUAAAAACAUCGUCCACAGGGACCUCAAGCCCGAAAACCUGCUGGUCCAGAGAAACCGAGACGGCAGCAACACCCUGAAGCUGGCGGACUUCGGCCUGGCCAUGGAGGUCAUCGAACCCAUCUUCACCGUCUGCGGAACCCCCACUUACGUUGCACCUGAGAUUCUGGGAGAGGAAGGUUACGGGCUGGAGGUGGACAUGUGGGCGACUGGUGUGAUCACGUACAUCCUUCUGUGCGGGUUCCCACCCUUCCGAAGUCUGGAGAGGGACCAGGAGGAACUGUUCCAGAUUAUCCAGACUGGAGAGUAUGAGUUCCUGUCGCCUUACUGGGACAACAUCUCCGACUCUGCGAAGGACCUGAUUAACCACCUGCUGGUGGUGGAGCCUCAGCAGCGGUACACGGCCCAGCAGGUCCUACAGCACCCAUGGAUACGCUCCGAGGGGAACUUCAAGACUGUCCCAAACCUUCAAAGAGAAAUCACCUUGAACUUGGAGAAGAACUUCAAGCACAGGCCGAGGAACGGACACAUCUAAGAUACCAGGUGCAUCCUUAAGACUAUAUCAAGACAAAGUGUUGUCCUUCAGCAAGAAUAAGUAAAUAUUACGGUACAGUACUUAAGCUGGUGCAAUGUACCAGCAAUAUCAUCACUUACCAUGACAGAAAGAUAUAAUAUCAAAACCCAUGUCCUGCAGGACCCAUAUAUAUAUAUAUAUAUAUGGGUUGCACAUACAGUACCAUAUAUAGCGCCCUGUAUAGGUACGAUU
Messenger RNA from Branchiostoma belcheri (Belcher's lancelet), 3122 nucleotides. Its product is annotated as serine/threonine-protein kinase DCLK1-like. The record is from RefSeq and is a predicted model, not a curated record. Gene Ontology annotation, molecular function: protein kinase activity; ATP binding. Lineage: Eukaryota; Metazoa; Chordata; Leptocardii; Amphioxiformes; Branchiostomatidae. Gene Ontology annotation, biological process: protein phosphorylation; intracellular signal transduction. The transcript is spliced from 12 exons. The coding region runs from base 117 to 2891 and encodes 924 amino acids.